AUGCAGGCUCGAAGCGUUAUCCUGAACGCCAAACAGACCGUCGAUGCAUUGCGGACGCUGGUUGGAACUGCAUCGCCGAAGAAAACGAUCACGAAGGCAGCAACAUCGGCUGCGGUGCAGGUGCUCCAGGCGCGCGAUUAUCAUGAGGUCACCGGCGACAUAAUCGUGCCGUCGAUGGUGCAGGGUAUCGAUCAUUUGCGUGACCCACGCCUAAACAAGGGUCUCGCCUUUACGCUGGAGGAACGUCAAAUUCUCGGCAUCCAUGGUUUGCAGCCGGCCCGGUUUAAGUCGCAGGAGGAACAGCUGGAACUGUGCCGAAUUUCGAUUUCGCGCUACCAGGAAGACCUUAACAAAUACCUUUAUCUGGUCGAUCUGCAGGAUCGUAAUGAGCGGUUGUUCUUCCGUUUGAUUUCGGAAGAUGUGGAGAAAAUGAUGCCGAUCGUGUACACGCCCACUGUCGGGUUGGCGUGCCAAAAGUUUGGUUUGAUCUAUCGACGACCGCGCGGCCUCUUCGUGACGAUCAAUGAUCGUGGGCAUGUGUACGAUGUGCUGCGCAACUGGCCGGAACCGGAUGUGCGGGCGAUCGUCGUUACUGAUGGUGAGCGUAUCCUGGGUUUGGGUGAUCUGGGCGCCUGCGGUAUGGGCAUUCCGGUCGGUAAGCUGGCCCUGUACACCGCACUCGCCGGUAUACCGCCGCACCAGUGUCUGCCGAUCGUGAUCGACGUGGGAACGAACAACAAGGAUCUGCUCGAGGAUCCGUUGUACAUCGGACUGCGGCACAAGCGCGUACAGGGCAAGGAGUACGACGAUUUCAUCGACGAGUUUAUGCAGGCUGUGGUGAAACGGUACGGCCAGAACACGCUCAUCCAGUUCGAGGACUUUGGCAACCAUAAUGCGUUCCGCUUCCUGGACAAGUACCGCAACACGUACUGUACGUUCAACGACGACAUUCAGGGUACGGCCUCGGUUGCGGUGGCUGGACUGCUUGCGUCGAAACGCAUCACGAACAAGCGUAUCUCGGAGAAUACGUUCCUGUUCCUGGGUGCCGGAGAAGCUGCCGUCGGUAUUGCCGAUUUGGUGGUGAAAGCGAUGCAGGCGGAGGGUGUUGGCUUGCAGGAGGCACGGGACAAGAUUUGGAUGUUCGAUAUUGACGGUUUGCUGGCCAAGGGCCGUCCCGAGGGUCGGCUCGGUGGACAUAAAGCGUACUAUGCCAAAGAUCACAGCGUGAUGAAAAACUUCGCCGAUGUGGUGAAGGAGGUUAAACCGUCGGUGUUGAUCGGUGCUUCGGCCGCCGGUGGUGCGUUUACGCCAGAAAUUUUGCAAGCCAUGGGUGAGUUCAAUGAGCGGCCGAUCAUAUUCGCCCUGUCCAAUCCCACCUCGAAGGCGGAGUGUACGGCACAGGCGGCAUACGAUAAUACCGAGGGUCGCUGUAUCUUUGCCUCUGGCUCACCGUUCGGUCCGGUGAAGUACGGUGGCAAGACAUACGUCACAGGGCAGGGUAACAAUGCUUACAUUUUCCCAGGUGUUGCAUUGGGUGUCAUCGUUACCGGCACGCAUCACAUCCCGGAGGACAUGUUCCUCAUCGCUGCACAAGUCGUCGCGGAUCACGUGUCCGAGGCGGAUCUGGAGAAGGGUUCGCUUUAUCCUCCGCUAAGUGCCAUUAAGGAAUGUUCGAUGGACAUUGCAGUCGGAGUUACAAACUACGCAUAUCAGAAGGGUCUCGCCUCCACCUAUCCGGAACCCGAAGAUAAGAAGUCGUACAUCGAGGCGCACCUGUACAACUACAACUACGAGAGCGCCAUGCCCGUCACCUGGCCGUGGCCGAAGCAGCAAGAAUCGGCGAAAACUCGGGAAAUUAACCCGACCAAGCUGCAGGCAUAA
Anopheles marshallii is the source of this 1881-nucleotide messenger RNA. RefSeq names its product NADP-dependent malic enzyme (gene Men-b). The transcript is spliced from 4 exons. Gene Ontology annotation, biological process: pyruvate metabolic process; malate metabolic process. The record is from RefSeq and is a predicted model, not a curated record. Lineage: Eukaryota; Metazoa; Arthropoda; Insecta; Diptera; Culicidae. Gene Ontology annotation, molecular function: NAD binding; malate dehydrogenase (decarboxylating) (NADP+) activity; malate dehydrogenase (decarboxylating) (NAD+) activity. Gene Ontology annotation, cellular component: mitochondrion. Bases 1 to 1881 code for a protein of 626 amino acids.